GGUUGAGGGAAUUUACCAAGUUGGGAAAUUUACUUAACAGGAAGCAAAAUCACAGCAACCUCUGUCCAUGUGACAGAAAGUGACCCAGAUGGAGAGAGACCAUGCCAAAGUGAGGAGUAACUCUAAAGAAACGGAGAGAAUUGGCAGAGAGACUGACAGGCAGAUUUCGGAGAUUCUACAACUCAGUAACUCAACAGCAAGAGUGAGGCACUGGGCUCUUGGACCCCGGACAACGGAGGACGGCGUUUCAGAGGAAGUGCACUGAACUUCAAGAGGAGGAAAGUUCUCCUGGUAGAGAAGCAAACUUGAGCGGGAGAAGGACCAUCGAUUAGGUGGGGUGGUGGGGAGAGAGGAGAUAUUUACGUUGGUGGAGAACGGUGUCCGUCCCUGAGAAAUGGGACCAGAGCCCACGGCCACAGAGGGGUCCUGGGCCGAGGAAGUGCCAUCCACCCCGUGGUCCCUCCUGGGUCUCAGCACCACGGAUAGCGGGAACCUCUCAGCCGCCACCAACAGCACCCAGGACUGCCCGGUGAGCGCCGACUUCCAGUACAUCAUGUUCCCCGUAGUUUACAGUGUCGUCUUCGUGCUGGGCACGGCCGCCAACUCCGCCGCUCUCUGGUACUUCCUGCGGGCCAAGGAGGACUUCUCGCCCUCGGAUGUCUUCAUGGUCAACCUGGCCUGUGAUAGACCUGUCUUUGCGCUGACCCUGCCCUUCAGGGUGGUCUACCACGCCCUGGACAAUGACUGGAUCUUCGGCGAGUGGGGUUGCAAAAUCACGGGCUCGCUCUUCUUCCCAACCAUGUACGGCAGCACUCUCUUCCUCACCUGCAUCUGCGUGGACCGCUACAUCGCCGGUGGCGUACCCUCUGCGCUCACUGCAGCUGCGCCAGCCCCGCUACCGGCGCUGAUCUCCACUCUCAUCUGGCUGCUGCUCGCCGGCUGUCUCCUGUAUCUCACCCUCAAGGGGCCGCUGACCAGCAAGUUCCCCGACGGCCGGACGGCCUGCCUGGAGAACUUCUCUUCCAGGUCCUGGAGCGGGCGAAUCUCCGGCAUCAGCUUUGCGGCGGCCAUCCUCGGCUUCUUCCUGCCCUUGCUGGUGAUCACCGUGUGUUACCCGCUGAUCGCCCGCCGGCUGCUGGAGCCGGGCGCCGCCCCGCUCGGUGCAUGCCGUAAGAGGAGAGCCCUGCGCACCGUCCUCUUGGUUCUUGCCGUCUUCCUCAUCUGCUUCGUGCCCUACCACGUGAUCCAGCUGUUACACACCCUCCGCCGCAUCCAGCUGUGGUCCAGCUGCCACCUCAUCCGCUUCACCUACUCGGCGCGCCGGGUCACCAUGGCCCUGACCAGCAUCAACAGCUGCCUGGACCCGCUCAUCUACUCGCUGGGGCGCCACUCCUUCAGCCUCCGGGCGCUGUGCCCCAGGAGGGGCCAGCGGCUCGGCACCAGCCUCCAGAGCAGGGGCAAGGGGACAGAGGCGGGGCUGGAGCUGGGGCCGGGGGUCACUAACAACCCGGGCUGGCCCCCGGACCGGGCUCGUCAGUGCACAGGGUGAUCCCAGGGUGGCCGGAGUGUGCACAGGGUGAUCCCAGUCCGGACCCGUGAGUGCACAGGGUAAUCCAGGUGGGUCAUGUUUGAAUGGUGGGGGCCCAAACUGGGUGU
Molecule: messenger RNA, 1656 nt
Organism: Pristis pectinata (smalltooth sawfish)
Lineage: Eukaryota; Metazoa; Chordata; Chondrichthyes; Rhinopristiformes; Pristidae
Product: lysophosphatidic acid receptor 6-like
Biological process (GO): G protein-coupled receptor signaling pathway
Cellular component (GO): membrane
Molecular function (GO): G protein-coupled receptor activity; oxysterol binding
Source: RefSeq, a predicted model, not a curated record